AUGGGUUAUGGAGGUCUGAUGCGUGACUCUCAGGGAGAUUGGAUUUGCGGUUUUCAUGGUUUUCAAGCAGGGGGCAGCGCCUUACUGUCGGAAGCAAGGGCUCUAAAGCUUGGAUUACAGAUAGCUUGGGACCGAGGGUAUAAAGAUGUCAUAUGCAACGUGGAUUGCCGCGACCUCCUCCGGGUGUUGGAUGAUCCGGAAACCUGGAUCUUCUUCCCUGUUUUGCGUGAAAUUUAUGAGCUGAGGAUGAGAAGUUGGAAUUUGACUCUUAGUGCUAUCAAUAGAGAUUGUAAUCAGCCCGCAGACUGGCUAGCUAAGAAGGGUGCUUCGUCUCCGUCUAUGGCUAUCUGUGUUCUUGAAGCUCCACCGUCGACUUUAGAGAUCCUCAUUUUGAGAGAUCGUUUGACUAUUCCUUAG
Molecule: messenger RNA, 417 nt
Organism: Lotus japonicus
Lineage: Eukaryota; Viridiplantae; Streptophyta; Magnoliopsida; Fabales; Fabaceae
Exons: 1
Coding region: 1-417 (138 amino acids)
Molecular function (GO): nucleic acid binding; RNA-DNA hybrid ribonuclease activity
Source: RefSeq, a predicted model, not a curated record